This is a messenger RNA of Uranotaenia lowii, 2106 nucleotides long. RefSeq names its product gastrula zinc finger protein XlCGF26.1-like. The coding region runs from base 191 to 2050 and encodes 619 amino acids. The transcript is spliced from 3 exons. NCBI's taxonomy places the organism in Eukaryota, Metazoa, Arthropoda, Insecta, Diptera, Culicidae. Gene Ontology annotation, molecular function: zinc ion binding; RNA polymerase II cis-regulatory region sequence-specific DNA binding; DNA-binding transcription factor activity. Gene Ontology annotation, biological process: regulation of transcription by RNA polymerase II. The record is from RefSeq and is a predicted model, not a curated record. Gene Ontology annotation, cellular component: nucleus.
UGGCAGGCAACUGUUCAGUGUAAUAACUAAUUGUUCGUUAAACAAUUCACUCUUUCAGUGAGCACGCACAUCAAUUUUGUCAAUGUAGCGGUGUUUACUAUGGAGAUCGUUUGUGAAAUAAAAUAAGCAGGAUAAAUUCGAGGAUUUCUUGUGGAAUUUUUCAGUUUUCAACAAGUUAUUGAAUGUGAAGAUGAGUAAUGUUGAAGGAGAGCUAUGCCGUUUUUGUAACCGUAGCAAUGAGGCUGGGCCAAUGAGUCCUCUGUUUGAAGUUCUCGGGAAUGGAAAGACUGCUGCCCAAAUUGUCGGAGAUUGUUUUUGUGUGACGAUCAAAGAAAUUGAAGGAUUUCCAUCUAUGUAUUGUGAAGCCUGUAAAAAUGAUCUCGAAGUCGCAAAGCGGUUUCAUGCCAAUUUGAUGCAGUCUUUUACUAGAUUGAAACAAUUUUUAUCGACCCCCAAAAUUGAAAUCACUGAACCACUUGACGGUAAUAUUUCCACUGUUUUCAUAUCGGAUGCAUACAUCAAGGAAGAGGCAGAAUCGGAUUGUGACGAAGCCCCACUGGAAUUUGAGAUUUCGGUGGAAGAACGUAAACCCAAUUUAAGACAAUUGCCUAAAGUUACGUACAAUGCAAAUGAAUCGGAAACUGAAGGCAGUACUCCUAAAAAGAAAAUCAAACCGAAAGAAGAGAAGCUUGAAAAACAAACAACAUCAAAGCGAAAAUCAGGAUUACCAAAAAAGCUCAGUGAAGGUCAAAACAAAGAACUCGCAGAAGAAAAACCUUCCUGUUCGGUUGAUACUGACGUAAAGCCUCUUAUAGAGGGGAUAGAAUACAAACCCAACGACAAUGAAUGGAUGGAAACUGUUGACACUGAUUCGGAUUUUUCCAUCGAUGGAAACUCAGAUUCCGAUAGUAAUCAGGAUUCUGAUAGCGAGGAUCUUAACAGAGAUGACGAACAAUAUCUAGAUGAAGGUUCUUCUCAAGAUAAAAAACCAAGAAAAAGGCGUUUAUAUUAUGGUGUGAAAGCAGAUUCUCAGCCUAAACGAUGUUGUCUAUGUAAAGACUUCUUUUUGGAUAGCCAUGAAAAAGUUUUAGAGCACUCAGAAAGGUCACAUUUGCGUUAUAGGGUCACUAAUCCGAUUGAAAUCGAAGAAAACCCAUACGAGUGUUCAGUUUGCUACAAAAGAUUUGAAACUAAGAAAGAGUAUUUACGUCAUCAGCGCAAAAUGUACGUUGAUAUGCUGCAUCCAUGCCCUAGUUGUGAUGAAGAGUUUGCCAAUAACUAUGUCCUGCAGAGUCACAUCAAAUCAUUCCAUAAGAAGAAAAUGAUUAUCGAAAAAAUGGAAGAACUUCGUCAAAAAAUGCAUAUGUGCUGUGCCUGUAAACUGAAAUUCGAUUCUAAGGAAUUAUUGAAAGCUCAUACCGAUGAAGUUCACCUUCCAGAAAGUUUAUCCUACGAUGGUGAUCUGAAAUUUAAAUGCGAAGUAUGUCACCGAUUCUUCAAGUCUCGUCAAUCAAUGCAAAUACAUCAAUAUCGCAUGUUCAAAAUGAAAAAAUUCAUCUGUUCUCUUUGUGGAAAGGCUUUCAAAGAGAAGGCAUUCCUUCGGGAUCAUGAAAACUCCCACCGCCAAGAAAAACCUUAUGAGUGCCCCAUAUGCAAUGCACGUUUCUCGAUCAAAGGUUCAUAUGAUGCACACGUUAGAUUGCAUGAUGCCAGGGAAGAUUUCAAGUGUGAAUACUGCUUCCGAGGGUUCAGGACAAAAAGUUUACUCAAAGGUCAUCUCACCGUUCACAACGAAGAUCGGCCUUUCAAAUGUCAUCUGUGUCCAAUCACGUUCACUCAGCAACGAUUGCUCGAUUCUCACAUUGAAUUUCACUUAGGCAACAAACCCUUCAAGUGCCAACAGUGUCCUGCUUCGUAUCGGUAUCAGCGGGAUUUGCGGGGCCACAUUCGGGAAAAGCAUGAAGGUAUACUCAAUUUCCAAUGCACGUAUUGCCCGAAGGCAUUCAAUCGUAAAAAGCCACUUAUGGUUCAUCUGAAGAAACAUCAAUAAAUCUCUAACGUACUAAAUAAUGCUAAAUAAAAGGGAAGUUUAUAACUCAGUAACAA